AGAGAAGUACGCGCACUUGCCAGUAGCCUUUGGUUUCGUCAUAUCCGCAUUAUGGUGUGUAAUUACCUGAAUGCUAAUCAUUUUUCAAAUUUUUCCGAGAAAGUAUUCAAUGCUCGUCAUGGAUGUGAGUUCAUUGUACAAAUGACCAGCAAUACUAACUUCUAGAGCGGUUGAGAACGUUUCUGGAUGAAAUCACAGUGGUUUCGUGAGACAUUAGUGCUUUCCAUAUUAAGCGUCGUCGGUCCGUGAUUCGAUAGUGUAGUGGUGAGCAGUCGUGACUCAAGUUGAAUUGUGAAAUAAAUGUUUUGGAUAAAUUUAUAUCUGAAAGAGAAAUGCGACUUGUCUUAAACACAAAUGAGAACUUCGAUUCAAUAGGCGUAACAUUUCAGCAGUCUGUUAAAGUAGACUCGCUACCGACCUGGGGCUCGAUUGAUAAUACGUUUAAAUCACAACUCACUGAUUAUUCAUCGAUCUUCGACGGUCCUCGUCAUCGGAUUAAUCCGUUCCCGUUAUCGAAAGAAAUCAACAAUCGGUUUAUCAUUUGGGACGGUGAUAUAACGCUAUUGCAAGUUGAUGCCAUUACGAAUACAACAAAUGAAACGUUGACAGAACGGAAUUUUAUAUCGGAUGGUAUAUUUGGACGUGCCGGUUCACGACUGAAAGAGGAAAUUUCAAGCGACAUACGAGAAUGCAGAACAGGUGAAGUACGCGUAACGAAGGGUUAUGAUUUACCAGCCGAAUUUAUUUUGCAUACUGUAGGACCUAGAUUUAGUGAGAGAUAUAAAACAGCUGCCGAAAACACAUUAUAUUCCUGCUAUAGAAACGUGCUGUGCAAAGCAAAAGAUUUAAACUUAAAAACAAUCGCUUUAUGUAUUAUAAGUGCAACUCAACGAAACUUUCCACCGGAUUUAGAAGCGCACAUAGCAUUACGUACUUUACGAAGAUUCCUAGAGCAAUCAAAAUCGGAAAUUGUGAUAUUGUGCAUAGAGCCACAUCAACGGGGUAUUUAUGAGGUGCUAGCACCACUCUAUUUUCCUAGAAAUCGCUUAGAAGAGAGUAGUGCACUUUGGCAUUUGCCCAAAGAUAUUGGUGGACCUAACGGUGAGCCACAGUAUCCUGAUCGGCAAAUACGUAUUAUUCAUAAUCCACAUCAUUCAAUCACAAUGAUUGGUGGAAGAUAUCCUGACGACGACUCCGACACCAGUCCUCAUGACCUGGAAGGGGGUAAUUCCGACUUAGAAUACGGAACCGUCGACAUAAACAGUGGUUUAAAUUUAAGCCCACACCUGAACAUUGGUCAACAUGCAUUUUCACAAAUGCAGGGUGAUUUAGAUCGGCAACGUUUAUUAGGCGAUCGUCCACGCGUCGGUAUUUAUGAAAGCGUAAUUGAGACCGGUGUCGAAGGAAUAGAACACCAAGAAAGAUACGAACGAUUACUACGUCGUGCUCGCACGGAAGAUUUAUCUGAAAUAUCUGGAAUCGGAUGCCUUUAUCAAAGUGGCGUAGAUCGUUUAGGACGGCCAGUUGUUGUAUUUUGUGGGAAGUGGUUCCCAGCAAGUAAUGUCAAUUUAGACAAGGCUUUGUUAUAUCUCAUUCAUUUAUUGGACCCCAUCGUUCGAGGAGACUAUGUGAUUGCCUACUUCCACACCCUAACUAGCACCAACAAUUACCCAUCACUGCAAUGGUUGCGAGAAGUUUACAGCAUACUUCCAUACAAAUACAAGAAGAAUUUGAAGGCCUUCUAUAUCGUGCAUCCUACAUUCUGGACAAAGAUGAUGACUUGGUGGUUCACAACAUUUAUGGCACCCGCAAUCAAAGCUAAAGUCCAUUCACUUCCCGGUGUUGAACAUCUUUACUCUGCCAUUUCCAAAGAACAGUUAGAGAUUCCUGCAUAUAUCACAGAAUACGAUAUGGCGACGAAUGGCCUGCACUAUUUCCAACCGAUUACUCAAAAUACAUCUUCGUAGAGUUAGAAAACAUAGUAUUGUUUUAAUAGAAGUAAUUAUUAUAAAUACUUAACUGUUUGUUAUAUGAUUUUUAUCUAAACGUUAUUAGAACGUAGGCAUUCACAUAAUAUCGAGUAUUGUUUUUUUAUAUAUUGGAAGAACAGAGGUAAAUGCAUUACUAUAUAUAAAUAAAAACAUAAUUGUAAUAUAAUAUCAAUAAAUAAUUAUUAAUUAGUUUUAGAGUGAUAUAAAUCUAAUUCUUAUGAUGACAUUGUAAUAAUUACGUUUUUAAGUAUAUUGUUACUGCGACUUAUUGGUUUUUACGUAAAUUCGAAAAAUGCUGUCACUAGAUCAAUUCAAAACAAUUAAAAGGAAAGAAACUAAGAAGAAACAAAUUUAUAACUCAUAGCGGACAGCAAUGCUUAAUGUACAUUUGGUAAUAGAAGGUGUAUUUUGAUGAAUGUUAACAAACCACUGAUGUAAUACAGGACUACUUAGGCGAUUAUUAUGAAGCUAAAAUUAUAUAAAUUGUUAAUGGUUCGGAGACUCUAUGAAAUAUUAUAAAAUUAUGAAAAUAUGCUUGGCAUAAACACUUUAGAGUCGACUAGGUUCGAUGCGAUUGUUACGUUUAGUUUUGGAACAAUAUUCAUAAAGGCAUAAUGCUCAUAAGAUUCAGUACUUAUCCAUACCAUAGUAAGUCACUAAGAUUUCGAAAGUCACUAAUUACGGUAUCAGUUGUCGACGAUUUUGAACAACUGUUUUGUUCAACGGCAUCUGUUCCUGUAAUCCCGGCAGCCAUACUUGGAUAGAUUUAAAAACAGAAACUGCGAGCAAUUCGUUUUUUACCUUUAUUUUCCAAUAGUUUUUCAUUUUAUUAUUCAGCAUACUCUCCACUGUAUUUGUAAGUUUAAUUGAGAAUAAGAUAAUUCAUUUUGCUUAAUUCUACUACUUAAAUGUAUUGAUAACGUGCUGAUGGUGCUACAUAACAUCGUAUGUUCAAUCUAUGAUAGAAUCAAAGCUAAAUGAUGUUAAUUCACGCGAAGAAUUUUUGUUUACACUUAGUUUUUAGUUCUAAGUCUUCCUUACAAAGCUAUACUUAAUAGAAAUCUGAAUUUACUUAAGAAACGAUUUGAUCAUCUAAUCUAGUUCAGUACGCUUCUUAUUUUUGUUCCAAAAGAUUUAUGUUGAUUUUAAGCAGUUUUAACUAUCGAAAAAUUUAUCUAAUAAAAGUACUUCAAUCGAU
Hermetia illucens (black soldier fly) is the source of this 3189-nucleotide messenger RNA. It is a transcript of the gene Gdap2, whose product is annotated as protein GDAP2 homolog. The record is from RefSeq and is a predicted model, not a curated record. Bases 333 to 1967 code for a protein of 544 amino acids. Lineage: Eukaryota; Metazoa; Arthropoda; Insecta; Diptera; Stratiomyidae. The transcript has 14 exons.